CCCGGGUUGCCUGUCGCUGGGUAAUGGUCUUCCAUCAAAUACUACUGCAAUCCCAGUGUUGUUUGCGUUCUUGGCUAUCAUUGAAGCUGCAAAGCUCAGAUUCGUUCAGUCUGUGAUCAUAUUUUCAAUUUCGUGGUGAAGAAAAAAUAUGGAACAUUCGUCGGCGGCUAUCAAUGCUAUAAUUGUUGUACCGACAAUGUGAAGGAUAUCAGAUAUAUAGUACAUACAUAAAUGCAUGUCAAUAUAUCAUCAAUGUAUAUAGAAAAUACCAGCCGAUGACAAACAUAGUUGGGGCAUGAUGAUUAAUCAAAACUUCUUACUUCCGAAACCGUCCGAAGCACACUUCGACUUGAAAUAACUUCAAUUCAUCGACAAUUUGUUUUCGAAACACGUACUGCUUGGAUUUUUAGAAAAUGCAUGCGAAUGCAGCUUCUGAUCGAGGUGGCGGAGGCGGCUCCUGGAGACUGCCACCCGAUGAAACUUUACAGGUGCAGGAUCCCAAACAGAAAGAUCAAGAUCUCGAUCUGGAUGAGGGACAUAACUGGCGCAGCAUUAUCUUCUCCUUACUAGUUAUUAGUUUUGUAAUAGCUGGUAUAAUAACUGCUAUCUAUUUAUUGGGAUAUGUGGAUGAACUCUUGUAUUGGUCGGGACGCCGCAUGAUACUCGACGAAUAUUUACAGGGCGAACUGACGCCGACUAGAUUGCAGCCCUCUUGGGUGACAACGAAAAAAUACGUAUUUCAAUCGGAUGAUGGGGGACUUUCCGUUUUGGAUACGACGACGAACUCAAUAAAUAUUUUAGUAACAAACCACACGAUUCGUCAACUGAAUGUACGCGGAUAUCAUUGCACACACGACCUUAAAUAUGUCCUCUUCAGGCAUAAUGUAAAAAAAAUUUUUCAGAAAUCGUUUACUGCGUUUUACACAAUCUAUGAUGUAGAUAAUGAUCAUCACAUGCCAGUCAAGUUAAAAGACUCAUCGAAGGUACAAAGAACGCGUCUUCAAUAUGCCGCCUGGCUGGGGAAUACAACGUCAAUCAUUAUUGUUGCUGACAAUGAUAUAUUUGUACGACAAUCGCCCUCAAUGGAGGAGGACAUCAGGAUUACAACGACGGGCCACGAUAACAAUAUAUACAAUGGUGUGCCAGAUUGGCUCUACCAGGAGGAAAUUUUUGAUAUGCCGGAAGCAAUUUGGUCGUCCACGGAUGGAAGUCACUUCAUGUUUGCCUUAUUUAAUGAUACUCAUGUCGGGGUGAUGACAUAUCCAUGGUUAUCAUCUGGAGCCAUUAUCGCUGGUAGCGGUAUGACAUCGGGUAGCUCAUUUCCCGAAACGAAAAAUGUUCGAUACCCAACGCCAGGCACUGCCAAUCCAGAAGUCCAGUUAUGGAUAGUUGAUAUUACAAAUUUUAUGUCUAUAGUUAAAAUGGAAUUGAGACCACCCCCCUCUCUCAUUGGACAAGAUUAUUACCUAACUUCAGCGAGUUGGGUCUCCGGUAGCAAUCAUCAAGUCUCUGUAGUUUUUAUGGUACGAUCUCAAAAUUAUAGUAUAAUCGCGACAUGCUCAAAAGAUCAAAAUUGGACAUGUACAGAAAUUCAUUCUGAACGCGCUCCGGAGGAUGAAUGGCUAGACAUCUUUCCACAUCCCGUUUUUGCACCUGAUGGCAAUAGUUUUCUACUGCUAGCCAGUGUUCAAGAAUCAGGCAACGAUCAUUUUACCCACAUUAAACAUAUAACCAUUUCGCAGCAAAGGAUUUCAGUAAUUUCUCAUGGUCGUUAUGAGGUACUGAAAAUACUCUGUUGGGAUACAGCGAAUCAUGUAGUGUACUAUCUGGCCACACAGGAUAAAAAGCCAGGCCAAAGACAUCUAUAUUCGGUUAAGGAUCCCGUUCAUGACGAUACUAGAAAAAGUGAACCGCAGUGCAUUACUUGCGACUUGGGCGAAGCUCUUUGGAGUAGUAGAUAUUAUUAUGUGAACUGUUCACAUUUUGACGCCUUCAUCACACCCACAACUGGGAUUGCGACGAACUAUGGAAUUGAUUUCUACAUACUUGAGUGUCAGGGUCCCGGAUUACCAGUCUCGGGAGUGCAUAUGCAGAAGACUCACAGCCUAGUCAAGAUCUUAUACGAUACACGUCCUUUCUACACCGAAAGGCUGCAGAAACUUGCAUUACCGAUUCAGCGAUCCUUUGAAAUUCCCUUGCCCCAUGGCAGUCGAGCUCAAGUUCAGCUGCUUUUGCCACCUAGCUGGCGUGAAGAACUCAGGGAUGCAGCAUUUCCUGUAGUCGUUGAAGUUAAUGGACGUCCAGGCUCGGAGUCCGUUUCCGAGAAAUUUCGCAUAGAUUGGGGUACUUAUAUGUCGUCCCGCAAUGAUGUUAUCUAUGUACGUCUGGAUGUCCGAGGAGCAAAAGGUCAAAGCAAAAAGGCCUUAUAUCGUCAUUUGGGAGGUGCAGAAGUACAGGAUCAAAUAUCUGUAUUAAGAUAUCUAUUGGAUACCAUAAGUUUUUUAGAUGAAACUAGAGUUGGCAUUUGGGGCUGGGGAUAUGGAGGCUAUGUGACUUCCAUGGUUCUGGGCACCCAACAGGAUGUCUUUAAAUGCGGCAUAUCCAUUUCACCAAUUGCUGACUGGCUUUAUUACAACUCUGCAUUCACUGAACGCAUCUUGGGCUUGCCGGCUGAGAAUUAUAAGGGAUAUGUGGAAGCGGAUGCAACGCAACGAGCUCGUCUUAUCAAAUCAAACUCCUUUUUCCUAAUUCACGGUCUAGCUGAUUCAACGGCACCCUAUGUGCAUGGUGUACAGCUAGCCAAGUCCUUGACAGAAGCUAAUAUAUUAUAUCGAUAUCAGACUUAUGCUGAUGAAGGCCAUGAUCUCAAUGGAGUGCUGGAGCACGUCUACUCAUCUAUGGAACACUACUUUGCGGAGUGCUUGAGCUUGGAUCCGGAUGAUACCAAGCCCGAUUUAGAUCAAAACAUGGUACCUGCCGAGUAGCAGACUUAGUAAGCUUCAAUAUUGUACAUAGAGUAGGUUAAAUAUUCUAAUAAUACGAGUAUUAUAUAGACUUCGAAACUGUUAUACUAACUAAUUACGUAUAUUUGUUGUAUUGUUUUAUUUUUUAAUUAUCAAUUAUUAAGUAUUUAUUUUACUGUAUUUUUUAGUCUCAUUCGGCAUUACAAUGCUAGAACGCUAUACAACACAUAAUAUAUUAUAUUUACAUAUAGUAUAAAAGGAAUGUCAUCCAAUAUCGUUCUGAUUCAGUUGAUAAUUUUUUAUGAGCAUUCAUAUGUAUACCAUUUAUAAGAAAUGUCAAUGAAAAGUGAGAAAACAUAGUGAGAUUAUUGCUAGAGUGUAACUUCCUUAUAUGUACAUUGCUUCCGUUAACAGAUCUUCCGAGAGUGAGAAACUAACCAUUAGUUUCUAAAGUUUAGAUAUUAAUGAAUGAUUUUUAAUUAUUUCCUUGUUCCCAAGUCCCCAGUUUUGUAUGAUAUUUACAUACGCUGUAGGAUUGUGAUCCUCAGUUCAAUUUGAAUACAUAAUUGAAUAAUUCGAAAAAAAGAAAAGAAUUUUGAUAAUAAUGUGGAAUCUCUAAAUGUCAUCAUCAACGUUUUUAUUCAUAGCUUCAAAACUAAUAAUAAAACAAAAUAACUAAAAAAAAACAAAACAAAAAAAUCAAUAUUGUUGAUUGUCGAUUGAUUAGACUAGACGCCUCAUCUGGUUCAUCUAGUUACUUCCAUUGAUUUUUUUCAACAAAUUAUUAACAACAUAAGUAUUAAAUUAGAUAAGAACGUACAGUAAGCAAUUAAUUAAUAAUAUACAUAAAUAUUAAUAUAUACUCGUAAUCAGCUGAUUAAUAACUGCACUCUGCUGCCACACCCCCCUCCAAGAUGUAUAGACCCCAUAAUGUCCUAGCUACUCAAUUUGGUUGUUAUUUAGGCUUGCAGUCAAAACUAAGGGCGGGCGGCACUCAAGGUUGCUCGAUCGAUUAACAGUCGAUUAAGAAACAAUUAAUUAUUCUAUUUAGUAUUUAUUGUUUGCCAAUUUUGUACAUCCCACAAUCAAAAAUGCAGUAAAGCAAUUAACGUGGCUGAUAUCCUGAUCCCCAGUACAGGGUAUAUCCGAGUCGUUCUCAGUCGGACUCGACUCGGUUCGAUUCACAAUCAUCUUUGUUUUUCUUCGCAAUUAUUGUUCUUCUUGUUAUUGUUAUAAAGAAGAAAAAAGAUAAAAACGAAAAGCUAAAGUUAAACUACGGAAACUACGUAUUUCUGAAACAUUAAUCUUUAGAUCGACUCUUGAAGGCGGGGAAUCCCCCAAUGAAACGAAAGUGUUGUCACAUUAUUAUUAUUAUUACUGUAUUAUUAUUAUUAUUCGAAAAACAAAUUCGGCUAUAAUGAUUGCUUCACAUUAAUGUUUUGUAUAUUGUAUAAUAAUAUUGGAGCAUAAACUGAGUGUUUAUUAAAUUUUACAAGCGACUUUAACGAAAAAAAAAAAGAAAACUCAAAAGAAAUGUGAGCUUCGGAUAUCCGAUGACGUCGUGUUAAUUUGUUUACAAUUAUAAGGUAAACAUGGUGAUUAGAAAUUUUACACCUAGAUUGUACUCGUAUGUAAUUGUAAUUGCUACGCAAUUUGUUUUAAUCUUCCUUAUUUUUUAAAAAUAAAACAAUUCUAUUUUAUUUAGUAAUACACAAAAAAUAAAAAAUCC
Molecule: messenger RNA, 4692 nt
Organism: Drosophila nasuta
Lineage: Eukaryota; Metazoa; Arthropoda; Insecta; Diptera; Drosophilidae
Product: dipeptidyl peptidase 4
Exons: 15
Coding region: 414-2984 (856 amino acids)
Biological process (GO): proteolysis
Cellular component (GO): plasma membrane
Molecular function (GO): dipeptidyl-peptidase activity; serine-type peptidase activity
Source: RefSeq, a predicted model, not a curated record